This is a messenger RNA of Thunnus maccoyii (southern bluefin tuna), 2877 nucleotides long. RefSeq names its product keratinocyte-associated protein 3. Bases 120 to 782 code for a protein of 220 amino acids. The record is from RefSeq and is a predicted model, not a curated record. The transcript has 6 exons. Lineage: Eukaryota; Metazoa; Chordata; Actinopteri; Scombriformes; Scombridae.
UCGUGACGUCACACAGGAAGUGGACAUAGGUACGUCCCUGUGGCUUGGUGGUGAGCAGUCGCUUGGAAAAUACGGACGUAAGUCAGUUUAUUGAAAGGAAAACGUCUGGUCUACUAGAGAUGUGCAAUUUUGAUAAGGACAAAGGGCCAAGGAGGCUGAUGAAAAAGGGGUUAACACUCAUCCUGGUCGGCCAUGUUAACUUCAUCCUUGGAGCUAUUGUCCAUGGCAAUGUCCUCCGCCACAUUUCCAAACCCGGCCAACAAAUCACAACAGAAUACACUGCAACCAAUGUCAUCUCUGUCACAUCUGGCCUGCUGAGCAUUGCCACUGGGAUUAUUGCCAUCGUGGUGUCAAGGAACCUUCAUGUCUUCAAACUGCAAAUAGGACUUCUAAUUGCAUCAUUCUUCAACGCCCUGCUGUCAGCAGCAUGCUGCACUGGACUCCUCUUGGCCAUCAGUAUCACUGUCGCACACAAUGGACGGGGUUUGAUGCUAGGAUGCAACGAUACAGAGGUUCCCAUUGACGCUCGGUCACCUGUCAGUGCCCAAUGCCCGUUUGAUACAACACGGAUCUAUGACACCACCCUGGCGCUGUGGAUCACUUGUUCUGUGUUGGCAGCGGUUGAGGUCGGCCUCUCUGUCUGGUGCUUCAUCGUUGGAUUGGCUCUCAGAGGGCUGCCACCCUGUGGGAACAGCUACAUCAAAGAGCAGUUGGAGGAAGAGGCCGGGUGCUCUCCCCACAGCCGACGCCUUAUUGGACGGCGCUUGAAUCCUGAUGCCUAACUGUGUUGACUAGCACAGCUAAAUCCCAAAAGGCAUUAAUGCAACUGUGUUCAGAAGAGUAGAUUUUAACCUACAGUCAGCUAGGUGAGUGUCAUUGUAUAUGUCCCUCAGGAGUGGGAUUAGUUUUAAGAAACUGGUUCUUACUUUGUAGUAUCAUAGUGCCAUGUACACUGAUGCACAGCUGGGUUACCAAAUGGCUCUAUUUGCUUUGAUUAAGUGUGGAUAUAUGUAUGUGGAAGCUACAGUAAGAUAUGAAUGAUAGUUUCCGUCUUAUCAGAAGCCAUCUAUGACUGUUUGGGUUCAGUGGACCAAAUAUGUCACACUCAGCAUGUCUUUCAAUAUGAAGAAACCUUUGUUUUUGAUGAAAGUUCAUUUUUAUAUCUAGCAAAAUAUGUUAAGUAAUUUUAGCUGAAUUUAGGUAUAUUAUAACUUGUAUGAACACUUACUGUUUGGUCAAAUACCAGAUACUAAACUAAGCUCUACUCAUCAAUCUUUAUCUACAAACAUUUUGCUUCACACUAGCUUUUCAUGUACAUUGACAAACUGUUAUGUGGGGUCAUGUUUUAUGAUGUUUUUGCUACCAAAUAGUGAUUUUUAAUACUAUGUAGAUAUAAUAUUAGGCUUUAGAUUGAAUCGGACACAUUAAAGCGCACUUCUUGAAAAUGUUUCCUAUUAUGAGAUACGAAGGUAACAGCAGUCAUAUUCAUAAUGUUGUUGUUGCAGCCUUGUCCUAGAAUUUCAUUUAAAAAAUGCUUCUGAAAGAAAAAGAUUUUAAAGGCUUUGUGAAAAUUUAGGGCUGAAAAGCUGCAGGGGAUUAAAUCAAAAAGUAUUUUUAAGAUUUUUAAAUAAUUAUUUUUCUUUGUCGCUUUUGCCUCUAAUGAGACAUUUGAAUUGAUGAAAUGACAAGAGAAUUGAAGGCUGGCAAAAUCAAAUCUUUUUCUGUGUUUGUCCCCAGAAGGUUUCAUCUUUGACAAUUCAUACAUCUCAGAAAGCUAAAAGACAGCGUUAUGAUGAUAUUGAGAAUAUAUUUAACUGUCUGAAUUGAAAGCCGUGGAUGAUUGGAUGGAUUGAGUACAUUUGUGUACAUGCAGAAUACUGUUGGUGAAUGUCAAGUGGGUCCAUAUUAAGAGGUUAAACCAGUAUGUGGGCCAGCAGCCUCAGCUGCUGCAGACCCCCCACUUCUCAACAACAGAGAAGAUCAGAUCAGAUCAGCCAUGAAACGGUUAAUCUAGUGCCGUGCUCAAUCGUGUGGAAGGGAAUCAUAGCACAGAGUCCUAAUCCUGAGGCUGUAAGGGAUAAAUAUUGACAUAGUGUUGACUGAUACAAUCACAACAAAUCUGUGUGGUUGUUUCCAUCAGUAGGACAUUGAUGCCCCACUGUAGACUGUAGAAAUUAGUAUUUGAAAUCACAAGAUGAGUAUUAGUUUUGCAGAGAAUUUGCAGAAACUGUCUUUUUUGAAACGUUUGAGUGCGUUAUCAGUUAAAUUUUAGGGAUAGUGUUUGAUGUUAAGUAAUGGAUGUCCUAUAUCUGAGGGUUAUUUAGUACAUUUGUAAAUUUACCACAAUUCUUUUUUUUUUCAAUUUUAAAAAACUUAAAAUAAUGACUUUGAUUAUCAGUGAUUUAAAAAAUGAGCUUGUUCAUUUUUUCUUGAAAUUGAUUUGAAUUGAAAACCUAUUUACACUCCUUUAAUUAUGGUUGACUCCCUUUCUCUGCCCUCGGUUACAAAAUGUAAAAUAAAAUGUGUCAACAGUCUAUAUACUCAAAUACAUCAAUACAUUAAUGCUCCACAUAUUAGCAGACUGUGUGUAGAAGAUGUGUUUCUUACAACUGCACUGACUGAAGUAUUUUGCUGUCUUAAUGUACGUUUGUCAGGUUAAAUGAAUAAUCUAAAACUUUUGGUGCUUGUAUUGUUGUUUCCAAAUGAGAAAUUCACUCAUUUUCCCCCUAAAUCAGCCAAGUUGUAACUUGAUAACAGCUGUUAAAUACUACCUGCUUUAAAAAAGACAAAAGGUGCUGCACAUAUCAUUAUUUACUUUGUUUUUUAAUAGCAUAUACAUUUGUUGUAUGAUUUUAAUAAAGAUUUUUAAUAAUGCUA